AUGGAAGUUCACACUGCUCCCCCCGCUGAGCUUCACUCACCCCCGCCAGUCACGGCUAAGCGUCCAAGAGGUAUUCUGAAGAAGUCAUACCAGAAAUCCCCACCCGCCUCGCCGACCAAGGAGCACGAGCUGCCAGAGAAGGAGCUCGUGGUCCAAAACACCCAAGCCAACGCGGGCCACCGCCGCUCCUCCUCAACCGCCUCUAGGCCAGCCGGCUCGCGGCGCCAGUCCUCACGAACGCCCUCGGCUGCCGAUGGAGAGCUCGACUCGGACCAGCCCCGCCUCAAGUGGGACGAGGCGAACCUGUACCUGACGGAGCAGGAGCGGACCUCGACCAUGAAGAUCACGGAGCCCAAGACGCCCUACGCCAAGCACUACUCGCCCUCGGAGGACGGGCUCGACGACGACGAGGUCGACAUGGACGGCAACCACUCGGAGAUCCCCGGCCUGAGCCUCGGCGAGCCCGAGGAGGAGAUCCCCGAGAACGACAACCUCGACACCGGCACGCCUCGCAAGCAGAGCAAGGUCCAUGUCAGCGACGAGGACGCCACCCCCCUCCAUGACGCCGAUGCUGAUGUGUUUGGCAUGACCCCCGAGGAGCGCGAGAAGCACCGCAAGUUCGAGGAGCUCAGGAAGAAGCACUACGAGAUGAGCGAGGCUGUGGGCUUGCUGGGGCACCCGGAGGCAGUGGAUGAGGAGAUGGAAGAUGAGGAUGAAGAAGAAGAUGAUGAUGAUGAGGAAAACCAGGGCAAGAAGAGCAAGGUGCCGCCUGUCCCCAAGCUCCCGGCGGCAUAG
Truncatella angustata is the source of this 795-nucleotide messenger RNA. RefSeq lists its product as uncharacterized. The transcript is spliced from 2 exons. The record is from RefSeq and is a predicted model, not a curated record. Gene Ontology annotation, molecular function: protein phosphatase inhibitor activity. Lineage: Eukaryota; Fungi; Ascomycota; Sordariomycetes; Amphisphaeriales; Sporocadaceae. The coding region runs from base 1 to 795 and encodes 264 amino acids. Gene Ontology annotation, biological process: regulation of signal transduction.